AUGUCCCAGGUAGUAUAUAUAACUGUCGAGUCUCCCGACCGGGCUCAGGGAGAUGGGAACGCCUCCGCCCAGGCAGAGUGGAUUCACCCGCACUUAAUGGAAAGCGUGCACCCGGACAAAGGUCGUCAGUUCCGCGUCUCUGGACCUGUCCAGAAAGGCGAGCGCCUCCUUGUCGAUCACCCUUACGCGAUCAUUCCCGUCGUUGAUGAGCCGGCCUCCAACGACAACCUCCUCUGCAGCAAUCCCACAUGUAAUAGUCGAGCGAGUUGCCCUACGCGCGUGCCCUGCCCUAAUGCCUGUAUCGCUGACGUCGUCUGGUGCGGCGAGGCCUGUCGGAAUGCCGACACCCUGCGCCAUGGUUUUGAAUGUCUCUGGCUCAAGAGAUAUGCGGGCCCGAUCCGGGCCAAAUGGGGUGAAUACGACUUUGGCAUGUUGUGGCUGAUUGUCCGGAUAUUGGCCACGCGACACACUCAUCACGCAUCGCCAACGGCGAAUUGCGAACCCCAAGGGAAAGAAGAGCGCUUCAAGCAGGGGUGGGAUGCCAUUGAAUCCCUGUGCGGGUCGCAGGAUACGUGGUCCCACGAACAGGUCAAGGCAUGGAGCACCCUCGUGAAGAAGUAUCUCCGAAGCAGCCCGAUCCUACCGCAUGGUCACCCAACAGACGGCAUACUGCAUCUCAUCUGCCAGGAGGAGGCCAACUCCUUCGGCCUCUACCCGCGAGAAACGGGGAUUUUUCCCCUCCCCCACCCGCCGGUCGACCGAGGGGAGCAGUUUGCAGCGGCUGUAUAUGCGGUAGCGGCUAUCGCUAACCAUUCCUGCUUGCCCAACAUAUCGCACAAACCGGAUGUUCAGGGCCGUAUGGUUUUUACCGCAUCUCGAGAUAUCUUGCCCGGUGAAGAGUGCUGCAUCUCGUACUUCGACUUGACGCGUUUCGGUGACUUGAACACCCGCCGGGAACACCUGCGUAAAUCAUUCCGAUUUGUGUGUCGGUGUGAGCGGUGUUCGUCAGAAGAGCCGGUUGAGGAGGCCGUCGAAUGGACGGGAAUGCCGUUGAUGGAUGACUAG
Molecule: messenger RNA, 1065 nt
Organism: Aspergillus campestris IBT 28561
Lineage: Eukaryota; Fungi; Ascomycota; Eurotiomycetes; Eurotiales; Aspergillaceae
Product: SET domain-containing protein
Exons: 2
Coding region: 1-1065 (354 amino acids)
Molecular function (GO): protein binding
Source: RefSeq, a predicted model, not a curated record